AUGCCUCAGCGUCGGCGCUGGAUCCUGGAACUGCACUUGCGCGACAAGCAUCCAGGAGUCUCACCGGACUCGCUACUCGGUCCCUCCCCAAUGGCCUUGGGCCGGGCAAAACGAGCUCGACGUUCUGCCGAGGAGAGUGAUACAAGUGCCGCCGCCGGCCCCAAACCUCCAAAAAGCUCCCGAGGUAAAACAACACCCAGAGAGUGCAAUGAGAAGGAGGAGGAGGUGGAGAAGGAGAAGGCGGGUGCGGAAGGAGGGGAAGAAGAUCCGGACAACAACACAGACACAAUCAAUCACACCGAGUCUCGCCCCGCAGUGUCAGUGAGACUGAAGCUCGAGCCAUCUACAGACUUCGUGCCGCCACUGGUUGGUGGUGACGAUACCCACCAGACGGUGGACCCUCCGGGCCCGCUACCUGGACCUCAGGGCUCAGCUCUGUCCCCGUCUGGCGGGGCGAUUUUGCCACCCGCUGGAGACUGA
Messenger RNA from Dibothriocephalus latus, 480 nucleotides. The record is from the annotation of a GenBank genome assembly. NCBI's taxonomy places the organism in Eukaryota, Metazoa, Platyhelminthes, Cestoda, Diphyllobothriidea, Diphyllobothriidae.